AUGCGGCGGAGCCCUCGCCCGGGCUCAGCCACGUCCCCUCACAAGCACACGCCCAACUUCUACAGCGACAACAGCAACAGCUCAGUGAGCGUCACCUCGGGGGACAGCAGCGGGCACCGGUCAGCUGGGCCGGGGCCCGGGGAGCCCGAGGGCAGAAGAGCCCGGGGCUCGAGCUGCGGUGAGCCCGCCUUGAGCGCAGGAGUGCCCGGAGGAACCACAUGGGCUGGAAGCUCUCGGCAGAAGCCGGCGCCUCGGAGCCACAAUGGGCCGACCGCCUGUGGCGCGGCAACCGUGAGGGGCGGGGCCUCGGAACCGGCUGGCUCUCCCGUAGUCUCUGAGGAGCAGCUCGACCUUCUCUCAACCCUGGAUCUGAGGCAGGAGAUGCCUCCACCGCGCGUGUCCAAGAACUUCUUGAACCUGCUGUUGCAGGUGCUGAGCGUGUUGCUGUCCCUGGUAGGAGACGUGCUGGUCAUUGUGUACAGGGAGGUCUGUUCCAUCCGCUUCCUGCUCACGGCUGUGUCACUGCUGAGCCUCUUUCUGGCAGCACUCUGGUGGGGGCUGCUGUACCUGGUCCCUCCUUUGGAGAAUGAACCUAAGGAGAUGCUGACUCUAAGCGAGUACCACGAGCGCGUGCGCUCCCAGGGGCAGCAACUGCAGCAGCUCCAGGCCGAGCUGGAUAAACUACACAAGGAGGUGUCCAGCGUUCGCGCAGCCAACAGCGAGAGAGUGGCCAAGAUUGUAUUCCAGAGGUUGAAUGAAGACUUUGUGAGGAAACCCGACUAUGCGCUGAGCUCUGUGGGGGCCUCCAUCGACCUAGAAAAGACAUCACACGACUAUGAGGAUGCGAACACUGCCUACUUCUGGAAUCGCUUCAGCUUCUGGAAUUACGCGAGGCCGCCAACGGUUAUCCUGGAGCCAGAUGUGUUCCCUGGGAAUUGCUGGGCUUUUGAGGGCGACCAGGGCCAGGUGGUGAUCCGGCUACCGGGUCGUGUGCAACUGAGCGACAUCACCCUGCAGCACCCACCACCCAGUGUGGCACACACCGGGGGAGCCAACAGCGCCCCCCGCGACUUCGCAGUCUACGGCCUCCAGCUUGAUGAGACUGAAGUUUUCUUAGGGAAAUUCACCUUCGAUGUGGAGAAAUCAGAGAUUCAGACUUUCCACCUACAGAAUGACCCCCCAACUGCCUUUCCCAAGGUGAAGAUCCAGAUUCUAAGCAACUGGGGCCACCCCCGUUUCACAUGCUUGUAUCGGGUCCGAGCCCAUGGCAUGCGAACUUCAGAGGGGGCAGGAGACAGUGCCACAGGGGAACCCCAUUAAACAUGCUGAUUGUUGAAGUAGAGUGCAGGUCUGUGUUCAAAGAAGCUGGAUCCAUG
This is a messenger RNA of Leptonychotes weddellii (Weddell seal), 1376 nucleotides long. It is a transcript of the gene SPAG4, whose product is annotated as sperm associated antigen 4. The record is from RefSeq and is a predicted model, not a curated record. Lineage: Eukaryota; Metazoa; Chordata; Mammalia; Carnivora; Phocidae. Gene Ontology annotation, molecular function: protein-membrane adaptor activity. Gene Ontology annotation, cellular component: nuclear envelope; meiotic nuclear membrane microtubule tethering complex.